Diaporthe amygdali is the source of this 4794-nucleotide messenger RNA. RefSeq lists its product as uncharacterized. The record is from RefSeq and is a predicted model, not a curated record. Gene Ontology annotation, biological process: inositol metabolic process; inositol phosphate biosynthetic process. The transcript has 5 exons. Bases 1 to 4794 code for a protein of 1597 amino acids. Gene Ontology annotation, cellular component: cytosol. Lineage: Eukaryota; Fungi; Ascomycota; Sordariomycetes; Diaporthales; Diaporthaceae. Gene Ontology annotation, molecular function: 5-diphosphoinositol pentakisphosphate 1-kinase activity; diphosphoinositol pentakisphosphate kinase activity; inositol hexakisphosphate kinase activity.
AUGGACCAACCGCCACCGCCUCCAGGUCAAGCUGCUGACCGGGCCACACCUGAGAACGACAGACCAGGGGAGCAGCCUCCCACACCUGCCAGCGGCCCAGCUCACUCGCCAAACUCUUCCGUCUCCUCUGUCAAGACCAAUCCGUCCGCCGAUCAAAAGGGCAAUGCCGCCGAAACUGGGACAGGAGACGCAGCAGCGAGCCUGUCCAUGCCGCCCCCAGCCCGGCCCGCAAAGAGUCCCCAUGUACCUUUGCCUCAAAGCAGCCGCGAUUCCCUCAAGUCCGAUGCAGGCAAUGACGACGCUGUUUCCGUCAGGUCUCGUGCGGCCGAUUCCAACUCUGUCCGGAGCUACAGCUCUCUGAGAGACGUCAUCGCCGCCAGCGACGACCCAGACUCCGAGACCCCUCGCUUGCAACCUGGCACCUCUGCGGACUCCGUCGGCGACCAUCCACUGCCUGAUCCUGCCAUGCCAUCUUCACGCUCGUCCUUCUCGGAGGCAGACAAGGAAACCAAGCGUAUGAGCGUUUCUUCCAUCUACUCCAUGGCCUCUGCUCGGGGUAUACCGAGCUCAGCAGCGUCGGUCACCGGGUCUGACACUGGUUCCGCCGGUACUCACCGCUCAGUGUCCGGCAUCAUGGCGCCUUCCUCGGGGAAGCAAGGCGAGACAGGCCUGUCGAAUGUCACUGUUACUACUGGUAGCCAGGGCAUAGCUGGAGGAAAUCUUGCUCCCCGAGAACAACACCAACACCUCGCCGACGCCCCUAAGAGGAAUCAUCCGCAGCCACCUCGCUCUGACCCUUCUGGCGCCCCGAGGCCUCAACCGAUUAGAGAAAGAAGUCGAGCUAAGCGACGACUCAGUGGGAGUACCGCGGCUAGUAGCCACAGUCCAAGCAGUGAUCGGACACCUCAUCAUAGGGAGAAGGAAGAGGCGAAACCCGCGCCCUUGGGCCUCAUCGGCGUAUGUGCUUUGGACGUUAAGGCCAGAAGCAAGCCCAGCAGAAACAUCCUGAAUCGUCUUUUGGCGAACCGGGAAUUUGAUGUCAAGAUCUUCGGAGACAAAGUCAUCCUAGACGAAGAUAUCGAGAAUUGGCCCGUGUGUGACUAUUUGAUAUCAUUUUAUUCUGAUGGAUUCCCCCUCGAAAAGGCCAUUGCUUAUGUCAAGGCACGGAAACCAUUCUGUGUCAACGAUGUGCCCAUGCAGCAGGUCCUGUGGGACCGGCGACUUUGCCUCCAUCUCUUGGACAGGAUCGACGUUCCAACCCCAAAACGUUUGGAAGUGAACCGUGAUGGAGGCCCCCGCAUCCUGACUCCCGAUCUGGCAAAGCAUAUUGAGGAAGUUACCGGUGUGUCUCUGGAGCCGACCCCUACGGAUCCAGACAAGAUGAAAUUGCCCCGCAAGGUAGAGCUACUGGACGAUGGUGAUAUUCUCAGCGUCGACGGUGCACUGCUUAAGAAGCCUUUCGUCGAGAAGCCUGUGAGCGGCGAGGAUCACAACAUUAUCGUCUACUUCCCCAAUGACGACCCUGAUUAUCCCGGAGGUGCGAGGAAACUGUUCAGGAAAAUCGGGAACAAGAGCUCCGAGUUCGUGCCUGAUCUCAAGGUCCCGCGCUGCAUCACCCAGCCAGCGGAGAGCUUCCUUUACGAAAAGUUUAUGAAAGUCGUGAACGCAGAAGAUGUGAAGGCAUACACAGUCGGCCCCAAUUAUUGUCAUGCAGAGACUCGGAAGUCGCCCGUUGUCGACGGUGUCGUUCGCCGUAACACGCAUGGCAAAGAGGUCCGCUACGUGGCUCAUCUCACCGACCUUGAAAAGACUGUUGCAAGCAGGAUUGCGACGACCUUUGGCCAGCGUGUUUGUGGCUUUGACCUGCUUCGAGCCGAUGGGAAGAGCUAUGUCAUUGAUGUCAACGGGUGGAGCUUCGUCAAAGACAAUGAUGACUACUACGAUCGAUGUGCAAACAUCAUGAAGGAGAUCUUCAUCAAGGAAAGGAUACGACGAGGCGCAAUGACGCCUCCAAUGCCCUCUCCCGCUAUAUCAGACAUAGAUCCAAUGUCAAGGGCCAGUUCCGGCGUUCAAGAGAAGGGCCCCAAGGAGACUCCUCUGACCGGAAUGCUGCCAAACCAGAAGUCAGCCACUAUUACUCAAGGAUCGAAAUCGACGCAAGAUAUCAGGGCCGCAAACUCCCCCGUCCCAGACUCCGCUCCGAAGUCAGAGGUCGUAACCGCAUCCAAGGCUGGAAGCGGCGCCACGAGUCCCCUAUUGCCUCUCUCCGAGCCUCUCAUUCGCAGCAAGCCAUCUUCGACACCAGCGACCGUGCCAGUCACGCCCAAUCUCCAGGAGUUAGUGACAGAACAACCGGAUGUUCAUACCCCGCCGCCGCCUCCACCUAAACACUCCUGGAAGCUCAAAGGCAUGGUCUCGGUCAUUCGGCACGCUGAUCGUACGCCGAAGCAGAAGUUCAAGUUCACAUUUCACACUGAUCCAUUUAUUGAGUUGCUCCGGGGCCAUCAAGAGGAGGUGCUCCUUAUUGGUGAGCCAGCACUGGCGAGCGUCCUCGAAGCCGUGGAGAAAGCUAUGAGAGCUGGCGGAGAGGAUCGCGACAAACUCAGGGCGCUGCGAAAUGUCCUAGUGAAAAAGAGCAGUUGGCCAGGCACCAAGGUUCAGAUCAAGCCAAUGUUUCGCAAGAAGAAGACCGAGGAGAUGGCCCCAGUGGACGAGAAGCAAGUCUCUCCCAAGGAACCAAGUUCACAACCUACCGAAGAGAUGUCUGAGGCCGCACUUUCAGGCAACGAGCUCUCCGGCACUGAGAAUGUACCACGAUUCCCACCCAAGCGCCACGACUCCUUGUCAGGGGUCACAAUGUCGAAAAUUACCGCUGCAGAGAACGGUCUCGUUCUCGAUAAGCUGCAACUUAUCGUGAAAUGGGGCGGUGAGCCUACGCACUCAGCUCGCUACCAGGCACAGGAACUUGGCGAAAACAUGCGUAAUGACCUGGCCAUCUUGAAUCGGGAUGUCCUUGAUGAGAUACAUGUCUUCAGCAGCUCAGAGAGACGAGUGACAACGAGUGCUCAGAUAUGGUCAUCUGCCUUUUUAGACCGCACCGACCUUCCAGAGGAUUUCAUACAGAUUCGGAAGGACCUUCUGGAUGACUCCAAUGCUGCGAAGGACGAAAUGGAUAAGGUCAAGAAGAAGCUCAAGGGUCUCCUCCGCAAGGGUAAUGAAAGACCGCCACAAUUCGCUUGGCCGGAGAACAUGCCCGAGCCGGCGGAAGUGCAGACUCGUGUUGUACAGUUAAUGAACUUCCAUCGUCGCGUCAUGCACUUCAACUUCAACAAGUUGCGCAGCGGGGCUGUGAAUUCGCUAAACGCGGUUUCCAAUCCUGGCAGUUCAGAAAAGCUCAAGCCCGGUGAGGGAUCGUCCGGCUCCGUUCACUCAAUGGCGUCUUCAUUGUCCCAGGUCACGGCUGUUAAUGAAAUCCAAGCCCGGUGGUGUUGUGGAGAAGAUGCCGAGCUCUUCCGGGAACGGUGGGAGAAGCUCUUUACAGAGUUCUGUGACGGUGAGAAAGUUGACCCAAGCAAGAUCUCCGAGCUCUACGACACGAUGAAAUUUGAUGCACUUCACAAUCGUCAAUUUUUAGAGUGGGUAUUCAGGCCAACUAAGGAACUGGUUGAGGAGUUCCGCAAACAUGGCGUUGUUGCAACGGACCAAGAAAGCAGAUCGGCUGAAGCUGGCAAAGAAUCUCAGUUGCCACAACACCCCGCCAAGUCAUCUGAGGACAGCAAGAACGGAGACAAAGGCUCUAUGAGAGAUAGCGAAAGAGAUGAUCACAGAGUUAGACGAUUGUUCAGAAGGUCGUCCAUGGGCAGCAGUAUGCGAAAGGCGGACACUGUGGGAGAUGCAGAAAAGUACUUCGGCCUUCAGAGGGGUUCUCCUGAAAGCCAGACGAAGGCGAAGACUGACGACCGCUUUGAACUUCUGCGGGAAUUGUAUCAGCUUGCUAAGGUCCUAUUCGACUUCAUCUGCCCUCAGGAGUACGGCAUAUCUGAUAGCGAAAAGCUCGAAAUUGGCUUGCUUACGUCCCUGCCUCUGUUACGAGAAAUUGUCUCCGACUUGGAAGAGAUGCAAGCCUCAGAUGACGCGAAGUGCUUCUUCUACUUCACCAAAGAAUCUCACAUCUACACCCUCCUCAACUGCAUCCUGGAAGGCGGUAUCGAGACCAAAAUCAAACGGAGCACUAUUCCGGAGCUGGACUACCUUUCGCAGAUUUGCUUCGAGCUGUACGAGUCCGAAACCAAUCAACCGCAGGGUGCCACUACAGGCGAAGGCUAUCCUACAUUUAAUUACAGUAUCCGGAUCGCUAUCAGCCCUGGGUGUCACGUCUAUGACCCGUUGGACGUCCAGCUUGACAGCAAGCACUGCAUCAGCUGCGCACAGAGGAGGACCCUGACGCCACACUGUAACUGGAAGGAGGUCAUCGAGACGCUACGUGCCAAGUUCCAUACUGUCAAGCUACCCAAGAGCUUUGUGGCAGUCAACCUGUCGGAUGCGUUCUCUUGGUCAGAGAAGCAACAGCUAGAAGGCCAGGAGACGCCAGAUGCCGGCGACGUUCUAGAGAUGAGGAAAGCACCCGAACGUGGAAAAGCGGAAAGAGAUGCCCAAGUAGCCGCGGCAGCACCGGCAGCAACCGAGGAUCUCACGCAGGUAGUUUCCGCUGCUGCGGCGGCUCAGGAUACCGAAGGUGACUCUACCGAACAGGAGGGUGACGCCUCAGAAAACAAGCAUGCUGGCGGUAUGUGA